AGUUCUCAGCAACUCCACGCCAACAGAGUCACAAGACCAAAACCAAAACCCCUUUUUCCCCUCACACUGGUGCUGGUUGGCUCUACACACACUGAAUGGCCUCUCACCACCAUCACCAGCCUCCUCCACCCACCACCCACAGCUGUUGCAGCUGCCACAACUUUUCUUCUUACACCUGUUGCACACCUCCUCCACCCUACCACCCUUCUCACACCUGUUGCACACCCCCACCACCCCAACACCACCACCACCUUCUGCAAGCCUUUUCAUCACUCCUCUCUCAACCCCAACCACACCUUAUUCCCAUCCCCUCCCAGCAACACUACACCAAAUCCUACACCCAUCAAAAUCUCAAACUCCCCACUCAAAACCACCACCUUCAACACCCACACCAACACCAAACUCAUUCCACCAUCUCCUCACUCCUCGACCGCAUCGAAUCCCUCGAAUCCUCUUUCAACCACUACACCCACCACUCCCUCCGCCACGCCGCCGCGCGCGUCAUCCAAACUCAUUUCCGCUCCUUCCUCGCUCGCAGAUCAAGAACCCUGGCCCAACUCAAACACCUUGCUUCCAUCAAAUCCACAUUCAACGCUCUCAAAUCCUCCUUUUCCAACCAUACCCAUGUCGAUUUCGCAGCGAUUUCUCUUAAAGCCAUGAACUUGCUCCUAGAACUCGAUUCCAUUCAGGGUUGUGAUCCGAUGAUUGUGGAUGGGAAAAGGUCGAUUAGCAGAGAUUUGGUUCAGUUUUUGGACUCAAUCGAAGAGGUUGCUUUGAAAAAACAUGUACUUCAUGUAAAAGCAGGAAAGACUGUGGGGUCUGUCAAGAAAGUCCAAAAGAAUAGAAAUUCAGAUGAUGAUGAGAGGAGGAAGCUGUUGCAGAAUUUGAGGUGUAGAGUUGAGAAGCUUAGUAGAUUGUGUAAGGUUUCUGCUAAUGAUGAAGAAGAUUCAGAGUCUGGGGAGAGCAUUCAUGAUGAUGGUGUAACCAAUGUUUUGAUUGGUGGAAGGAAUGAGGUGUCCCCAAACAAAAAUGGGGUGUGCCUUCUUAGGCGAGGAGAACCUGGAGUGAAGAAGAGUGUGAGGUUUGCUGAGAAUAGGAAUAUUUGUGAGGUUUAUAGUGGGGAUGUGGCAUGUUCAGAUGGAAGUUGUUCAUCUAGUGACGAGCAAGGAGAGGUUUCGGAGAAUGUGAGUGGUGCAGUUGAAGAUAAUGGGGUGGAUUCUUCUCAGGGUGCUGAGGAUCAUGAGGAAGUGUUAGUGUUCGAUAGUGGAGGAUUGCCACAUAGCAGCGAUGAUGGGGAGAGGAACACUAGAAGGCUUUUUGUAAAGGUGGGCAGAAAUGUGGUGAAAGAGCAGCUUCAAGCGCACCAAGAGAAGCUUCUGUUCUCUGCUCCUUUGCCACUUAAGAUGGAAAACAGAAGUGGUUCAAAGAACAGUAAAGGGGUGAAAAUUUUGACGUGAAUGGCCAUGGCUUGAAUCAUGUAAGACUGAGUUUCUGUUUGAUUUGUAUUGUUUAAUUGUAAUCUAGGAGUUUUUUUAUUGGAUUUCAGACUGGUAGAGCUCAUUUGUGUGUCUAACUUGUCAUUGGUUCUGUAGUGGACCUGUAAUCUUCAAUUGUUGUUUACUACUUUUAGUGUAUCACCCUUUCCCCCGACAUUUUUUGAAGCAAUUUCACUUGUUUUCUCAA
Glycine soja is the source of this 1683-nucleotide messenger RNA. RefSeq names its product BAG family molecular chaperone regulator 8, chloroplastic-like. The record is from RefSeq and is a predicted model, not a curated record. Bases 96 to 1457 code for a protein of 453 amino acids. Gene Ontology annotation, biological process: protein folding. The transcript is spliced from 2 exons. Gene Ontology annotation, cellular component: plasmodesma. NCBI's taxonomy places the organism in Eukaryota, Viridiplantae, Streptophyta, Magnoliopsida, Fabales, Fabaceae.